This is a messenger RNA of Brassicogethes aeneus, 544 nucleotides long. Lineage: Eukaryota; Metazoa; Arthropoda; Insecta; Coleoptera; Nitidulidae. The record is from the annotation of a GenBank genome assembly.
AGUUUUAUAAAACAUUCUAAACAUGUUGAGACAUUUGUUGAUAUUUGCCAUUAUUUUGGUAUCUUAUCAAAUUUUGGCCGAGUAUCAAGAAGAAACUGGAGAUUUUGUCAAAGAAGAUUGUGUUAAGGGAUGGGAACAGCAGCCAGUAGUGUGCAGAGCUCGUAAACGUAUUUUCCAUUGGGAUGACUCCAAAAAAGAAUGCCUCAAACAAUUUUACAGCGGUUGCCACAAAACGAGGAACAAUUUUGUUACAUUGGAAGAAUGUAAAAAAAUAGCCGAACCGAUAUGUAAGGCUUGAUUUACAAUAAACGUUUUCAAAUUUAAUUUGUUGUAUUAAUUAAUGAUAAAACGUACGUGCUGCUAUUUAUAAUUUAAACAUUUCCUGUAGAAGAUUUUUUACUUUGAAAUCAAGAAGUUUAUCCUUUUUGGUACGAAGUAUUUUAAAGAAUGUUUUAAUAAUCAAUAAAGGCAUUUAAUAUUAAUUUAACCCAUGCAUAAUUUUAUUACAACUUAUAUUUAAAAAUAUUAACUAAACGGUGGCGAG